Schizosaccharomyces octosporus yFS286 is the source of this 2305-nucleotide messenger RNA. Its product is annotated as alpha-amylase Aah3. Lineage: Eukaryota; Fungi; Ascomycota; Schizosaccharomycetes; Schizosaccharomycetales; Schizosaccharomycetaceae. The record is from RefSeq and is a predicted model, not a curated record. Gene Ontology annotation, molecular function: calcium ion binding; alpha-amylase activity. Gene Ontology annotation, biological process: carbohydrate catabolic process. The transcript has a single exon. The coding region runs from base 482 to 2194 and encodes 570 amino acids.
GUCCAAAGUAGCACUGGUGACUGCUGCAUAUAUUCAAGCGGAGGGCUGAGUUAACUCUCCUUCUACUUUAUUUUUCAUUUUUCUUCAGUAGAGCAAAAAACUCAGAAGUUUGUUGUGAAGAGAUAUAUGAGUUUUAUAAAAUAGGAAUUUGUUGUUAAAUAUCCUUAACAUAAUUCCUUUUGAGCUUUUCGCGUCUUUCUUUUUUUCGGAAGCUUGGCUUAUCCAAAUUACGAUUUUGAAAAGAAGGUCAGUUUGGUUUUGAAAAAUAUCUGAUUCCCUUUUAUCCCUCUUUUUUUUGCAUUUUCAUUUGCAUUUUCUUCUCAUUAUUACUUUCUUUUCUCUUUCAUUAAUUGCUUUCUUUUUUCUCAUCUCUCCCUCAUUAUUUAAUCUGUAAAUCUACGUUUUGUCAUCACAUACCUCUCAUUUACUGGAGCAUUUUAUACUAUUUAUACCCAUAAAUUAAGGAUUUAUACGAUUUCUCAUGUUCAAUCCAUUAUCUCUUUUGAUUUCCUUCUUCCUUGUUACGUUUUUUGGAUAUACUGCCGCGCAUACUCCAACAGAAUGGCGAACUAGAAUUAUUUACCAAAUUGUAACGGAUCGUUUUGCUAGAGAAGAAGGAAGUGCAGACUAUCCUUGCAAUCCAGCUUCCAACAGCUACUGCGGUGGCUCAUGGAAAGGUAUUGAACAGAAAUUAGACUAUAUUCGCGAUCUUGGUUUUACGGCCAUUUGGAUUUCUCCUGUUGAUAAGAAUAUUGAGGGUGAUCCGAAUAAUGCUGGUCAGGCCUACCACGGUUAUUGGAACACAAAUUACGAAAAACUAAAUGAACAUUUUGGUACCGAAGAUGAUCUCAUUAGCCUAAUUAACGCUGCUCAUAAGUAUGACAUAUGGGUCAUGAUUGAUACUGUUGUAAACUCUAUGGCCUUUGCUGGUCCUUAUAAAGAUAUUGAUUAUUCCGCUGUCUAUCCUUUCAACAGCGAAAAGUACUAUCACCCUUACUGUAUUAUUGACUGGAAUAAAAAUAAUAAGACAAAUAUCCAGGACUGUUGGCAAAAUUCAGGUGUGCUUCUUGCUGAUUUGGAUGUGGAAAGCAACUCUGUUAAGUCUUAUCUCAAUAAACAUAUUAAACAAGCCGUUCAACAUUAUGGAUAUGAUGGUCUUCGUAUUGAUGCUGUGAAGAUGAUGAACGAAACAUUUUUCCCGGAUUUUGUUAAAUCGUCUGGUGUAUAUGCUGUUGGUGAGGUUUUCGAUUAUGAUCCUAAAGUUAUAUGCGAUUAUAUGAAUUACGAUAUAGGUGUAACCAAUUAUAUUGUCCGUUUGGGCUUCAACUUUAGUUUUAUGGCCCAUGACAAGUUUGAACCAACUGAGGGUUUUAAAACGCUUAAAAAACAAAUGGAGUUGAUUACUACUGAUACUUGUUCGAAGGCUGAUUUAGGAAACAUGCUUAUUUUCUUAGAUAACCACGAUUUGCCUCGUUAUGCUUCUUAUACAGAUGAUCAAGCAAUUAUUAUGUCUGCAUACAGUUUUGCUCUUUUAUGGGAUGGUAUUCCUUCUGUUUAUUAUGGACAAGAACAAGGCUUCUAUGGUGGAACAGACCCUUCUAAUCGUGAAGCUCUUUGGACAUCUAAUUAUGAUCAAACUAAUCCCUACUAUACUAUGAUUAAAACCAUGGUCAAUUUCCGAAAACACGUUAUGGAACAGGAUACCAAAUUUACUAAUGAUCAUUACGACAUUAUAGAUGCCGACGUGGAUCACGUGGCUGCCAAAAAGCAUGAUGUUCUCCUUAUUUAUAAUAAUCUUGGAAUAAAGAGCAAUGGAACUGUUUACAAAGUACCUAGUCAAUACAGCGAAAAAGAGGUCAUUUCCGAUGUGUUUGGUCAUCGAACUUUAACUGUCGGACAGGGAGGUACUGUUACUGCUUCACUUACUAGUGGAUAUCCAAUGGUUUUGUAUCCUCAUACUAAGUUGUCUGACUUCUCAUUACCUACGAUCAAUCAAACUGUCAUGCCUAGCACAGCUCGUCAAAAAACUACUACUGUCUACACCUCGUACUACUCUCCCACGUAUUCUACCCGUUCUUUUGCUGGUUCACAUAGUCUCAUUACAAUGUCCUCUUCGCAUCGGGCUAUCCCCUCGUUUGAGACAUUGUUUUUCGCUUUCGUCUUUACUACCUUAGCCUUCAUAUUCUUUUGCUAAAGGAAAUAAGAUGUUUUUUUGUAAUCUUUAGAAUUUGUUUGAUAAAUACUGUUCUCUUUAUUUGUCAGUUUACUCGAUAAAUUUAGUUUUAGAUAAAUGCAUAACGUGUAA